Molecule: messenger RNA, 450 nt
Organism: Kogia breviceps (pygmy sperm whale)
Lineage: Eukaryota; Metazoa; Chordata; Mammalia; Artiodactyla; Physeteridae
Product: large ribosomal subunit protein eL42-like
Biological process (GO): translation
Cellular component (GO): cytosolic large ribosomal subunit; ribosome
Molecular function (GO): structural constituent of ribosome
Source: RefSeq, a predicted model, not a curated record
AACUAAAGCGGUUAAUUACUUUUACAAUAAAAAUACUCUUCAUUUAAACGAAGUCUUCUAAGAUACAGAUGAUAAUAAGUCCAUGCAAAGACGCUCAACAUUAUUAGUAAUUAGGACAAUGUAAAUCAAAGUCGCAAUAAGAGCUCUUUCCAUGCCGACAGCGCUCUCACAAGCAUGGUGAACGUUCCUGAAACCCACCGGCCUUUCUGUACGAAGUGUGGCAGGCACCGACCCCACGAGGUGACACAGUACAAGAAGGGCAAGGAUUCUCUGUACGCCCAGGGAAAGCGGCGGCACGACAGGAAGCACAGUGGCUGUGGAGGGCAGACUAAGCCGAUUUUCCGGAAAAAGGCUGAAACCGCAAAGAAGAUUGUGCUGAGGCCUGAAUGUGUGGAGCCGAACUGCAGCUCCACGAGAAUGCUGGCCAGUAAGAGAUGCAAAGCAUUUUGA